Molecule: messenger RNA, 1722 nt
Organism: Aureobasidium melanogenum CBS 110374
Lineage: Eukaryota; Fungi; Ascomycota; Dothideomycetes; Dothideales; Saccotheciaceae
Exons: 3
Biological process (GO): cell differentiation; regulation of transcription by RNA polymerase II
Molecular function (GO): RNA polymerase II cis-regulatory region sequence-specific DNA binding; DNA-binding transcription factor activity, RNA polymerase II-specific
Source: RefSeq, a predicted model, not a curated record
UCAUCAACACAAAACGCCAUGGAUUCCAAGGAUAUGGGUUCAAUGGACUCGACGUCGCCCGGCACUCCCUCGCCCGCGACUCCCCUCACCGCAAACGGAUCUUCUUCAAGAAGGCCGCCACGCAAGAGCACUCUCACCCAACAACAAAAGAACCAGAAGAGACAACGCGCUACCCAAGAUCAGCUAAUCACCUUGGAGAUGGAGUUCAACAAGAACCCCACCCCCACCGCCGCUGUCCGUGAGAGAAUUGCAGACGAGAUCAACAUGACUGAGAGAUCAGUGCAGAUUUGGUUCCAGAACAGACGUGCCAAGAUCAAGAACAUUGCGAGAAAGAGCAUUGAAAAUGGCGAGGACUGCGAGAGCAUCCCUGAGUCAAUGCGCCGCCAUCUUGCCAUGCAAGCCCUCGAGUCCGGCAAGGGAUUCUUCCCUAACCUGAUGGGCCCUACCAGCAAUGGCUAUGCAUACACUCCCGGCACCAUGAGUCUCAACUCCGAUGCCGGCACCGGCAAAGUUGUCAUCCAACACUUUGCAUGUCGUUCGCUCUCGAUUGGAUCCUGGCGCAGAGUCGGCCAGAGUCAGAUGGAUCUGAUCAUCUUCUACUCACCGGAAAAGGCAUGUGUCACAUACUACAUUAACAACGAUUCGGCUGGCUACAAGAUUGAGUACCCUUUCGCUUGGAUUAAAAACAUCAACCUUGUUCAGGGUGAGGUCACAAGCGCUGCAGAGGGCGCUUCACAAAGACUCGGCGCACUGGUCGUCGAGUUGGUCCGUCCUCCCAAGUUCUACAUGGACAGCUCAGGUAGCGGCGGCUUCUACGAGUGCGGCGAUUUCACCGAGGACCAGCAAGCUAGCAAGGUUAUGGUUCACCAGCUUGGUGGCCCCUCCAAGGCUCUCAGUGGUCAAUUGGCUAAGCUCGUGUCCCUCGACUCUUUCCAGAACCGCCACGCACUGCUUGAUCCCACUCACUUUGCCAUGGCUGCUGCUUCGGCUCCUGUCUCGCCUGUCAACUUCAGACCCGCAAGUCAGCCUAACCACUUGGUGCACCCUCACUCAGGUGUCUUCCAAGACUCCGCCAUUGGUCUCAUGGGCCCGCCUGCCCCUCGUGGUCACAAGAGACAGCGCAGUCGUUCCGUGCCUGCUGCCAUUGAUCUCUCGAUGCUCAGAAACAACCCUAUGCCUUCAUUCCUCAUCCAACAUGAGCCCAACACUCCCGCUCAGCCUCUGCAAGACAACGCUAUCUUCGCUCCUCAGCCUCAGCAUCAUCAUGGCUUCUCGGCAGGCAUGGGCCCCAACAAUCUCAGCAUCGAUACUUCUGCUGGCUACGGUAUGGACUUCAGACAGUUCGCUGGGCCAAUGUCUGCCACUACUCUUAACUCUCCUAGCGAUUUCGGCACUCCUGGCUUCUUCAACCCUGGUCCUACCAGCGACAUGAUGGCCCACUCCAACCUCAACACCCCUUACUCGAGCUCUUUCCUCUCUGUCGACCCAUCUGCUAUGAUUGGUACCAGCAACACACCCGUUUCUUGCCUCAGCGGAGGCGAUCCUGUUAUCGCAGACCAAUCACCACCUCUUACCGGUCUUGGCCGCAGCCAGUCAGAUGACAUCUUCAACACGCCUGGAGGUGACAAUGGUCUGAGCGACGAUGCGCUUUGCCUUUCGUCCGAUGUGUACAGCAAGUCAAUGGGUAUGGGUUUCCACAGCCCUCUUCCUGAUGAGCACUUG